This is a messenger RNA of Mytilinidion resinicola, 873 nucleotides long. RefSeq lists its product as uncharacterized. NCBI's taxonomy places the organism in Eukaryota, Fungi, Ascomycota, Dothideomycetes, Mytilinidiales, Mytilinidiaceae. Bases 1 to 873 code for a protein of 290 amino acids. The record is from RefSeq and is a predicted model, not a curated record. The transcript has a single exon.
AUGGAUACUCCAUUCGUAAAUGUUGGACAGGAUCUCGAGGAUUACGCGCCUAUUGGGACGUUGACGUCGACUUACAACAAUUCCAACGUGGAAUAUACCUUCGAAGAUUUCACACUCGGGUCACAGGAUAGCAUACCUUCUCAUGUAAAGACCUGGAAUGCCAACGAAUCCCGCGGCGGGGGUACAGUCAGCUUGACCAUGCAACAACAUGGCGACGAGGUCUACCAUGCCGGUGCCUUCGAAGGUCUCUCAAAUUGCAGCCCCAACGAAACUGCCACCAACUACAACUGCACCGGAAACUUUGGUGGUAUUGUGCACAUCAACGAUGUCACCGGGACGCUCAGCUAUAACGACAGUACAGUCACGAUCGGCACGGCAUAUGGUGUACACGAGCGUAUCUUGCAAGCGGGUGCCGUGCCUUCACGUAUCUUGAACUGCUUAGGCAAUGCUGCCACCUGCAUCCAUACCUGGGGCGAAAAGAUCGACAGCUGGGUCUUCUCCGUCGACUUUGGGCCAUUGACCCAGUCCCUAGUGAACAUCGACGGCGAGACAAUGGCAACCACUGGAAUCGCAAAUACAUCGCUUGCAGAAACAGCGCAUUGGCUAGACCCGAAGUCAAACCAGCUGGUGCCGUAUAAAUGGCACUCCUGGGCGGGCAUGUCGAAGGGCAGAAUUGACUCUUACGUGACCGCGUUUGGUCGUCUUUACUACUACUGGAUACGCAAAGGUGGCAUGAUCAUCACUUACCAGUACCUCGCCAAUGCCGUGACCACGUUCACGUACCCGAACGGGACGACGAUUUCUGAGUCGCAAGUUGCUUUCAUAGAGUACUUCCGGACUGCGUAUAUAUCAACGCCACUGUCACCUGCCUGA